ACCCUGCUCCGCCGCCACCGCUGCCGCCGCUGCUGCCUUUCUUCCUUGUCCCGGGUCGUGCGCGCCGAGCUCGGGAUCCGGCUCCCAGUCUAGCCCCGCUUCGGGCCGUGCGCCCUUUGCUCGGCGUCCGGCUCCGGGGCUCCGCGCCACCCGCUCCCGCCUGCCCGGCCGCCUGGCCGCCUCCCCGUAGUCAGAGCGCGGCCACCGAGCUGCUCGCGCCAGCCGCAUCCGCGCCGCCCCUGCCGAUCGGCCCUCCGGAGGCACCGCUCCGGGUCCCCCCCGCCACUGCCUGGCACCCAGGCUGCCCACCUCGCGACCCGGGUCCUCGCUGCCGCCUCGCCCGGCCCCACUGUUCUCUCCACGGGGUCUCGCCAGCUCUUUCUCGUCGCCGCCACCGCCGCCCCCUUGGAGCAGCGGGUCCGCCGCGGGUCACCAUGCCCAGCAAAACCAAGUACAACCUUGUGGACGAUGGGCACGACUUACGGAUCCCUUUGCACAACGAGGACGCCUUCCAGCACGGCAUCUCUUUUGAGGCCAAGUACGUGGGAAGCCUGGAUGUGCCCAGACCCAACAGCAGGGUUGAGAUCGUGGCUGCCAUGCGCAGAAUCCGGUAUGAGUUUAAAGCCAAGAAUAUCAAGAAGAAGAAAGUAAGCAUCAUGGUCUCCGUGGACGGUGUCAAAGUGAUUCUGAAGAAGAAGAAAAAGAAAAAGGAGUGGACGUGGGAUGAGAGCAAGAUGCUGGUGAUGCAGGACCCUAUCUACAGGAUCUUCUAUGUCUCUCAUGACUCCCAAGACUUGAAAAUCUUCAGCUAUAUCGCUCGAGAUGGUGCCAGCAAUAUCUUCAGAUGCAAUGUCUUUAAAUCCAAGAAGAAGAGCCAAGCUAUGAGAAUCGUACGGACAGUGGGACAGGCCUUUGAGGUCUGCCACAAGUUGAGCCUGCAGCACACACAGCAGAAUGCAGAUGGCCAGGAAGAUGGAGAGAGCGAGAGGAACAGCGAUGGCUCAGGAGACCCAGGCCGCCAGCUCACUGGAGCUGAGAGGGUCUCCACAGCCACCGCAGAGGAGACCGACAUUGACGCUGUGGAGGUCCCACUCCCCGGGAAUGACAUUCUAGAAUUCAGCCGAGGUGUGACUGACCUGGAUGCUAUUGGGAAGGACGGAGGCUCCCACAUAGACGCGACGGUCUCACCCCAUCCACAGGAGCCCAUGCUGGCAGCCUCCCCUCGCAUGCUGCUCCCUUCUUCUUCUUCCUCGAAGCCACCGGGCUUGGGCACUGGGACGCCCCUGUCCACUCACCACCAGAUGCAGCUCCUCCAGCAGCUCCUCCAGCAGCAGCAGCAGCAGACACAAGUGGCUGUGGCUCAGGUUCACUUGCUGAAGGAUCAGUUGGCUGCUGAGGCUGCGGCACGGCUGGAGGCCCAGGCACGAGUGCACCAGCUCCUGCUACAGAACAAAGACAUGCUUCAGCACAUCUCUCUGCUGGUUAAGCAGGUGCAGGAGCUGGAACUGAAGCUGUCAGGACAGAGCACCAUGGGCUCCCAGGACAGCUUGCUGGAGAUCACCUUCCGUUCAGGUGCCCUGCCUGUGCUCUGUGAAUCCACCACUCCUAAGCCAGAGGACCUACACUCACCACUGCUGGGCGCUGGCUUGGCUGACUUUGCCCACCCAGUGGGCAGCCCCUUAGGUAGGCGUGACUGCUUGGUGAAGCUGGAGUGCUUUCGUUUCCUCCCAGCCGAGGAUAACCAGCCGAUGGCACAGGGUGAGCCGCUCCUAGGUGGCCUGGAGCUCAUCAAGUUCCGAGAGUCAGGCAUCGCCUCAGAGUAUGAGUCCAACACAGACGAAAGCGAGGAGCGUGACUCGUGGUCGCAGGAAGAGCUGCCACGCCUGCUCAAUGUCCUACAGCGGCAGGAGUUGGGUGACAGUUUGGAUGAUGAGAUCGCCGUGUAGGUGCAGGGCAAGGAGCUAGUGAAGGUGGCAGCAUGAUGCCAAGGGGGUCAAGUCUGCCUGUCCCCGGCUGGGGAAGCCCAGGGGAAAGCACCGCUGAGAAAAACACCCAGGGCUGAGAGUGUAGGGUUUCAGAAGAGGGUUGGGAUUUUGCUUUGGAAGGUAAAGCAGGGAAGAAAAUGGAUUCCUAGACACAGGAAUCAGCACCUGUAUUCUGCUAAUGACUGAAUGGGACGGAAGCAGGGCUUUCCAGAACCCAGGACCUUGGGAUGGGUCCGCCUUCAGAAUCACAGUUCUGGAAGGCCUGUUGCUCCCACCGUUAUAGUCAGGUUCUACUCAAUCUGUCCGUGAUGUCUCAGUGGCCUACACUCUCCUGUCUCUGUGGUGCAGAUCAUAAAUGGAAGCCAUUGAUACCGUCUCACGUACUUUGUUUUGGAUAUCAGGAUGCUACAAGUUGCCUAACCCUCCCUUAAGCUGUAGGAGAAUUCCUUCCCCAGGCCCUGGCUGAGAUCAGAGAGGUUGGAGGAUUUCCCUCACUGCUGGGAAAUUGAGACUCUGCCAUUCAGUGAGCAUGGAGGUGACAGCAGUCACAAGUCACAGUGAAUAAACUAGGAAUUUACUCUAAGUGGGGUGUUGGAUGUUGCUUCUGAGGAAGCUAGGAGUAUGAAUAGGAUUGAGGACCCUGCAGGGAGAGCCUGGGGAGGGUUAGCCUAGGGGAGGGUUAGCCUAGAGAAGGGUUAGCCUAGGAGUGCUGAUGACAGUUGUGGCAGCUCAUGUAGGUGUGAUUCUUCAGUUUGGAAACCAUGCCCCUUACCCAUCUCCUGCCUGCAACCCAGCUCAUAUAAACGAGGCUAAGAACUAUCAUAAUAUCCCCUUUUCUUGCCUCAGGGGCUGUGCCUGCCUAAGCUUUGACAGUACUAUGCCUUUGUGUAAGUCUCAGAGACCCAGAACCCCCUGCCUUACCUCUCUCUACCUGUCCCCUCCACUGGGCAGUAGUGGUCAGUUUUUACUGAGAAAAAGAAAAAGAAAGAAAGAAAGAAAUGGACAUAAGCUGAUAGCUGAGACCGUCUAUCCUUAAGAAUCACUGCCACUUAGAUGAGAUCAGGGACCACAGCUGUGCCACCCCAGCCUGUUUCUCUGCAGGUGCGUGCCUUGAGCACAAGAGUUAAAAGUGCAACUUUAAUCUCUUGCCAUCUAGGCCUUGCCUAGGGGGUCUCCACUCAAUAAUAGGCUGGCUAGGCCAAUGAGAAAAGUUCCUUUUCCCCCAUAAGACCUUAACUGGUGAAUAGAUUUUCAACCCCUGAAGAGAAAGCUGACACAUGUUCAAAGUCAUAUGAUGUGGGGAGGAGGUCAUGUUCAUCCUGGACAAACUGUAGGCCAAACCGCAGUGUUAUCAGAGGGAAAGGAUGGAGUUCCCCCAAUGGAGUUCUUCAACCCCAGCUUUGCUUUGAAAUGUAUCUAAAUGCAAGCAUGGCCCUUUUUAUAGCCACAGUGUAGUCAUUGUUAAAGGAAAUUAACAAAGCUUUGUUAUCUUUACUCCCUAGUGCAUGGGGGUGUCAAUAGUAAUAGAAUGGGGUGGCGUGUGUGUAUGUGUGUGUGUGUGUGUGUGUGUGUGUGUGUGUGUGUGUGUGGUGUGUGUGGUGUGUGUGUGUGGUGUGCGCGUGGUGUGUGUGUGUGUGUGUGUGUGUGUAUGUGUUUGUGCGUGUUGUGGACAUGCUUUUAGACUUCUGAGAAGUGACUAGAAAGAUUCUCCAGGGUGUUCAGAUAAACAGUAGAAUUGUAUCCUUUUCCCAACCUGAUUUUGUUGACAAGGUAGAAUUCUGUUUGUUGAUUUUCUAAUUAACCAUCAGAAGGAUAUCCAGAUACACAGGGAAGGGAGAAUUCCAGGUGUGAGGUCCACAACACUGAAGGGGCAGAUAUGUGGCGGGAUUCAAGAUAGGCUGAGCAGAAUUUACUCAAUUCCAAUCCAGGAUCGAAGGUCCUGGAGUCUAGGCUUUUGUGUAUCUGAGGGAGUGGGUGGUCUGUUUCUUCAAGGUCUACUUCCUGUGAGCGGGAGCUGAGAGUAAAAUCAGAAACAAGUAGAAGUGUGUGGAUUGUGGGUGGAAAGGGUUUGUAGGAUAGAGUGAAGCAGUGUGUGGGUAGGAUACUGGUUCUUAAAGCCCUGGAAAGGAAAGAGGAGGGAAUGGAAGAUAUGGAAGGGUUGGAAACAUGUCUAAUGGAUGGGUAGACGAUGACUUGAGACUCAUGGAAGACUUUGCCCUUGGUUUCUGUCUUCUUUGACCCUCCCCUUUCCCUGAUUAAGACUUCCCUGGAGAAUCCAUUUGUGUGCCAUAUCCUCCCCAGUAAGACCCGAAUCUGGACACACUUGGUCUGUGGAGAUGGGAAACAAAGAGCAGAUCUAGGGGCCUUAUGAGGUCACCAGCCACCGACCAUCCAUUUAGGCCAACAGACAGGACAGGGAAUGCCGCAGACCCAGGUCCCCAACAACAGCUGCACCCUUCUUUGCUUCUUGCGCUGCUAACUCAACGCUGCCUUCCUCCUUUUCACCCUUCUACUCUGCCCUGUGUGGAGGACACAUGAACAUCAGGGGUUCCUUAGUGAUGCCCACCCCAGGUGCAGGAAAACUCUUGGGCAUACAAGGCUUUGCAGUCGCAGAGGCAGGACAGAUCUUCUCUGCACAGGAUGGACGGCACGUGGGAACCGGAAACUGCAUUCCUUACAUUCCUGCUUUUACUGAUGCUAUCUGUGAAAACCUUCCUGACUCUCAGCUGACCUUGUUUCCGGAUUGUGUUCCUUUAUUUGCUCUUUGCUCGACUGUUCUCCUCCCUUCUCCCUCCUCCCUCCCACCUAUCCUAGCCUCCUGCUUCCUAAAACUGUUUUGUCCUUAACUGUUGGGUCAGCUCUCUGGGAAACGGUUCUGUUGAUGUAAGUGCACUUACCCUGGGAUGUUGUCACUAGUUAGUGGCUUUUGCUAAAUAAACCUUUCUUAUUUCUCAAA
Molecule: messenger RNA, 4941 nt
Organism: Rattus norvegicus (Norway rat)
Lineage: Eukaryota; Metazoa; Chordata; Mammalia; Rodentia; Muridae
Gene: Nos1ap
Product: nitric oxide synthase 1 adaptor protein
Exons: 10
Coding region: 435-1946 (503 amino acids)
Cellular component (GO): filopodium; podosome
Molecular function (GO): nitric-oxide synthase binding
Source: RefSeq, marked validated